Messenger RNA from Osmerus eperlanus (European smelt), 658 nucleotides. It is a transcript of the gene tmem14ca, whose product is annotated as transmembrane protein 14Ca. Gene Ontology annotation, cellular component: mitochondrial membrane. The transcript is spliced from 5 exons. Lineage: Eukaryota; Metazoa; Chordata; Actinopteri; Osmeriformes; Osmeridae. The coding region runs from base 148 to 474 and encodes 108 amino acids. The record is from RefSeq and is a predicted model, not a curated record. Gene Ontology annotation, biological process: regulation of heme biosynthetic process.
GGUACGUAACGUAACUUCACAAUUAGAGAACUACAGCAACAGACACAUUAGCAAACUACACAUUUGUUUGCAUUCAACUUGUUCACCAACCUGUACGAAGACAAUAUAUACAUAAUAACCUAUCCGACGUUGCGUUAGGUGUCCAGCAUGUCUGUUGAUUGGGUCGGUUACAGCUACGCAGCCCUCGUGGCGUCAGGCGGAGUCAUUGGUUAUGUUAAAGCAGGUAGCGCCACCUCCCUGGUGGCGGGGCUGGGGUUCGGGGGCCUUGCGGGGUUCGGGGCCUACCAGAUCUCGGAGGAGCCUAAGAACGUGUGGGUGUCUCUAGCUACGUCGGGUGCUCUGGCGGGCGUCAUGGGGAAGAGAUUCUAUGGCUCCAGGAAGUUCAUGCCGGCUGGUCUGAUGGCAGGAGCUAGUCUGCUGAUGCUGGGGAAGCUGGGAGUGGGAAUGCUGCAGAAACCCCAGCAGUCUGGAUGACAUCAGAGCUCCUCCCCAUGGUCAGCUUCAGGCUCUCCUCCUCUCCUCGUUGUUGAUUUUUCAUAUUUUGUAAAGGAAAAUGUACAAUUGGAAAGGCUUCUCUUGUUUAUGAAAGUGUCCUGUCCCUGAGACGGAGCAGGCGGAAGGCAGGAGAUAGGAUGCUGAGUAAAAUGUUUAUAAAAUG